Messenger RNA from Anguilla rostrata (American eel), 2263 nucleotides. RefSeq names its product N-sulfoglucosamine sulfohydrolase (sulfamidase) (gene sgsh). The record is from RefSeq and is a predicted model, not a curated record. Lineage: Eukaryota; Metazoa; Chordata; Actinopteri; Anguilliformes; Anguillidae. Gene Ontology annotation, biological process: heparan sulfate proteoglycan catabolic process; glycosaminoglycan catabolic process. The coding region runs from base 191 to 1714 and encodes 507 amino acids. The transcript has 7 exons. Gene Ontology annotation, molecular function: N-sulfoglucosamine sulfohydrolase activity; N-acetylglucosamine-6-sulfatase activity; glycosaminoglycan binding.
AGGAAGCAAGAUUACUCUCAGCAAAUGCGUCAGAUUUGUGAUUUUACUUUCGUGGCUUUUAAGUGUUGUUCGCUUUAAUGUGGAAUCAAUCCGUAUGUGGUAUUAAGCCUUUGCGUGCCUCGUGGAGCAGCCAUUUUUGCAUUUAAAUACAUGCACGAAUAGAAAAUUAAGAAGUCCAAAACUUGAGGAAAUGACCUCUUCUUACAGAUUUUCAGUGUGUUGGUUUAUUUUGCUAACCCUGUGCACUAUCGGAGAAUCCAAGCAGAGAAACGUACUACUUAUCAUUGCGGACGAUGCGGGCUUCGAGACCGAGGUCUACAACAACACGGCGAUCCGCACGCCGCACCUGCACGCGCUGGCCCGACGCAGCGUGGUCUUCCGGAACGCGUUCACCUCCGUCAGCAGCUGCUCGCCCAGCCGCUCCACCAUCCUGACGGGUCUGCCGCAGCACCAGAACGGCAUGUAUGGCCUGCAUCAGGACACUCACCACUUCAACUCAUUCGAUGGGGUGCAGAGCCUGCCCCUCCUGCUGGGACAGGCCGGAAUCCGCACGGGCAUCAUUGGUAAGAAGCACGUAGGCCCCGGUGCGGUGUACCCCUUCGACUUCGCCUACACCGAGGAGAACAACUCCGUGCUGCAGGUAGGCCGGAACAUCACCCGCAUUAAGCUGCUGGUCAGGAAGUUCCUGCGGGAGCAGCAGGAAGCGGAUCGGCCCUUCUUCCUGUACGUGGCCUUCCACGACCCGCAUCGCUGCGGCCACUCCCAGCCCCAGUACGGGCCCUUCUGCGAGAAGUUCGGCAACGGGGACAGCGGCAUGGGACGCAUCCCGGACUGGACCCCCCAGCACUACACCCCGGAGCAGGUCAAGGUGCCGUACUUCAUCCCAGACACCCCUGCGGCUCGGGCUGACCUGGCUGCUCAGUACACCACCGUCAGCAGGCUGGACCAAGGCAUCGGGCUGGUUCUGGAGGAGCUGCGGGAGGCGGGGUUUGAGAACGACACCCUGGUGAUGUACAGCUCGGAUAACGGCAUCCCCUUCCCCAACGGCAGGACCAACCUGUACUGGUCCGGCACGGCCGAGCCCCUGCUGGUCUCCUCCCCCGAGCACCGGCAACGGUGGGGUCAGGAGAGCCAGGCCUACGUCAGCCUGCUGGAUAUCACACCCACGGUGCUGGACUGGUUCUCCCUGCCCUACCCGUCCUACAGCAUCAUGGGGGGCGCCCCGGUGCGUCUGACGGGCAGGUCCCUCCUGCCGGCGCUGGCGUCCGAGCAGCCGUGGGACACCGUGUUCGGCAGCCAGAGCCUGCACGAGGUCACCAUGUACUACCCCAUGCGCGCGGUGCACCAGGGCCCCUACCGCCUGCUGCACAACCUCAACUUUAAGAUGCCCUUCCCCAUCGACCAGGACUUCUACGUCUCGCCCACCUUCCAGGACCUGCUGAACCGCACGCAGGCCGGGCGGCCCACCGGCUGGUUCAAGACCCUGCGGGAGUACUACUACCGGCAGCGCUGGGAGCUCUACGACGUCUGCGCCGACCCGGCCGAGACCCGGAACCUGGCCUCCGACCCGGCCCUCCGCCCGGUCCUGGAGAGCCUCCGGGCCCAGCUCCUCAAGUGGCAGUGGGCGACCUCCGACCCCUGGGUGUGCGGCCCGGACGCGGUCCUGGAGGCCAAACUCACCCCGCAGUGCAGGCCGCUGUUCAACGGACUCUGACCGCCAGAGAUUUCUGGGGGGGGGGGGGUUUGGGGAGGGGGAGGCCCCCGUUUUAAGUGGCUCUGGCUGGAUCGCGGGGCGAAACCCGUCUGUGUAUUUUUUAUGUGGCCCGUAGCGGGAGUUUACAGUUAAAGCUGUGACCGUUAGGUUAAAGGUGUACUGGCCAAAGCUGCCAUGGUAACCAACGUGGACCAAUGAGACGGCAGUUUUGGACCUACCUGGUGGGUCUGAAUCUGCUGGAAAAUUGUUGGUGUCGUGAAAAAUAAUUCUUAAGAACAGAAAAAAACUUGCACUUUUCCGCAUUUACACAACAUAGAGGUAUAGUCCAGUGUGCUUUUGGUUCAUCAUUGUUCGCAGUUAUAAGGCAUUUAGCCUCCACGCUAAAAUGAACUGGAUGGGAACUUUAAAAGUGUGUUUUAACACCCCAUGUGUGACCACAGGACAAUGUGCAUGUCAAAUAUAUAUGCACUUUUUGGAGCACUGUAUUAGUAAAAACAACGUGAUCACAAGCCAUUUUAAAUUUGUCUAAAUAAAAUGUUAUAUUUCAGA